This is a messenger RNA of Phytophthora nicotianae INRA-310, 321 nucleotides long. RefSeq lists its product as hypothetical. Lineage: Eukaryota; Oomycota; Peronosporomycetes; Peronosporales; Peronosporaceae. Gene Ontology annotation, cellular component: membrane. The record is from RefSeq and is a predicted model, not a curated record. Bases 1 to 321 code for a protein of 106 amino acids. The transcript has a single exon. Gene Ontology annotation, biological process: transmembrane transport. Gene Ontology annotation, molecular function: ATPase-coupled transmembrane transporter activity.
AUGUUCAGUGUAAACGCGAAGGAGAAGGUCGGCAUACGGAUGCUGAGCUGCUUGAAUGUAGGUCUCAUGCGUCUCGUUGAGCUGGACGCCACGAUUGACGGCGUGGACAUCAACAAGAUCAGGCUGCACGACUUGCGUUCCUACAUCGCUAUAACCCCGCAAGAUACCGUGCUGUUCUUGGGCACGGUGCGUUCAAAUUUGGACCCGUUCUGCCAUUUCUUGGACGACCAGAACGUCUGUAAAGCGUCCGUUGCUGUAGAAGGCCAUUACCUCGCUGCACGAUUCCGUGAACGAGAAGGGCUCAAAUUUCACUGUGAGUGA